CCUUCCAUAAAUCGUGACUGUUGGAUCAAUCUCAUGGUCUUAAAUUUAAAAGUAAAUAAAAUUAGAAAAUGAAGUUUAAUCCCGAUUGACCAAAUCCCGUGAACGACACAACCACCACCACCACCAACUUAACGGUUCUCAUUCUAGAUUACCGGCGACGCAGUGGCGGACACACGGUGGUCAGGGACACGGCAGCAGGUGACAUUGUGUACGGAAACGCAGCGAAAACACAGCGACGGUGAAGAGGCAGUCGACAACGCAGCGAAAACACAACAACAGUGAAGACGGCAGUUGACGCGUGAAAAAGGGUUGUCAUAUUGUUUGUAAAAGGGGUUCAUGGAUGACUGCUUUAUUAUCAAAUUACUGUGUAAACCAGGAAAAUCAAUAAACAAGAAAAAUCGAUAUUGAUGUUGUAUCAUUAAACCAAAGCAUAUUGAUAUUGCUAUUGCUAUUGUACCACUGUUACUGGGAGCCUCAUCUUGGAAUUGCAGGUUUAGAUGUGGAAGAGAAAGAGGAACAAGUUUACUGUUGGAUGACAUGUCUUUUUGUUUGUUAGUUUCUCAUCCAUUGGAUUAAUCUGAUGGUCAAGAUUUGGAGAAGGAGAGAGAAGGAGACAAUUGGGGAUGGAGAGAAGGAGACAAUCUGAUGUUCCUUCUACCUUGGUCACUCGUCAAUCGUCAUUCCUCUCGUCGACGUUCACGCCGCUGUUCUCACUAUCUUCUUCCUGUAUUGUUCCACAGCUUUCACUUUUUCUCGUCAUUCUUAUCAUCUCUGCAAAGUUUGUUUAUAUCACAACUUUUGCAGUGCAAAUGGAAUUUUACUGUCAUUGAAGAGAGUUAGUCUGGAAGUUUUUUUGGGGGGAAGGGUCUCGAAAACACUGAUCGUUUAGAUAGCUAUUGGUUCAAAUCCUCAAAGAAAAAACUAAUGUCAGGCUCAAGGUAUCUCGUCAGUAAUGGCAUCCUUUCACACACCUUAGAUGUUCCUCCAGUCAAACUCUUACUUGAAGCUCAUCCAGGUGCAUACACGACUUCACGUACUCACAAUAAUGCUUCAUGCUUGUUAUUUUGGGAGAGACACGUGAAAAGACUUUCAGAAUCUUUACAAAUUCUGUCAAAUUUGGCACCACAACUUUUAUUUAAAUCUAAUAAUGCUGCAAGUUUGCUGCCAUUGUUACCAAAUUUUCCAGUUUCGCAACCUGCAUUGCAGAUGCUUGUUGAUGAUUCAUUGUGGAAGGUAUUGCCCAUUGCAUUGAAAGAGAAGGUUGAUUCCGUGGAGCUUGCCAUUACAACUCUUGUUAGUGGAAAUUUGGAGGAACUGAAUGUAUGUGACAGUGGGACAAUAAGGGAGGAAAAAAUGAGUAAAGUUUUUAAUGUACAUGUGCAUAUUGAGACUUAUGUUCCUCCUCAAUUUGGUAUCCGGGGAAAUGGUGCACAUUUAGCCGUUGCAGGCUAUGGGAGGAACGUUGCAGCUGCAAAAUAUUCAGAUUGGGUAAGGAUUAGGAAGACUCUGGAGAAACUCAGACCUCCAUCAGUGACUGAACUGUUGCUUUCUCAUGAUGGUAAUCAAAUACUUGAAGGUUGUGUGACAAAUUUUUUCGUUGUUUGCCGCAAGGAUUGGGAUUCAGAUGAUGGGAAGGUCCCAUAUGAUUAUGGAAAUAAAAACUAUUUUGAAGUGCAGACAGCUCCUAUCAAUGAUGGUGUUCUUCCAGGAAUUAUACGCCAACUAGUGCUUGAGGUAUGCAGGGACGAAGGAAUCCCAUUUCGAGAAGUUGCACCGUCCUGGUCAAAACAUGAAAUCUGGGAGGAAGCAUUCAUCACAAGUAGCUUGAGGCUUUUGCAACAUGUAGAUAGUAUUCAGGUUCCAACAGAAUGGCAAUCCGCCCAUUCUAAAACGUGGAAGGAUAUAUCAUGGGCAAAAAAGCAAUUUCAGGGUGGACCUGGGAUGAUCACUACUUUAAUCCAGGAAAAGGUUGUGGAGAAAGCAAUUUUGGAAGGGUACUCAAUAAGUAACAUAUGUACAAGGUGAAGAUCUUACUUCUUUGUUGGGAUGAAAUGGACAGUAAAUGACUUUCUCUUUUUCCCCUCUUAGAUUGGCCUAUAACACCAACAAUACGGUGAUUUCUCAAUGAGUAGAUGAAAAUGUAAUCACUUGAAAGAAGUCCAAUUUGCUGAUAUGGAGUUGAAAACUAUAUUCAUAUUUUUAAAAUAAAAGUAG
This is a messenger RNA of Trifolium pratense (red clover), 2214 nucleotides long. RefSeq lists its product as uncharacterized. Bases 925 to 2025 code for a protein of 366 amino acids. Gene Ontology annotation, molecular function: catalytic activity. NCBI's taxonomy places the organism in Eukaryota, Viridiplantae, Streptophyta, Magnoliopsida, Fabales, Fabaceae. The transcript has 9 exons. The record is from RefSeq and is a predicted model, not a curated record.